This is a messenger RNA of Entamoeba nuttalli P19, 1314 nucleotides long. Its product is annotated as zinc/cadmium transporter, putative. The record is from RefSeq and is a predicted model, not a curated record. Gene Ontology annotation, molecular function: zinc ion transmembrane transporter activity. NCBI's taxonomy places the organism in Eukaryota, Evosea, Mastigamoebida, Endamoebidae. Gene Ontology annotation, biological process: intracellular zinc ion homeostasis; zinc ion transmembrane transport. The transcript has a single exon. Gene Ontology annotation, cellular component: membrane. The coding region runs from base 1 to 1314 and encodes 437 amino acids.
AUGUCUAUUAAAAGGAAAAGUGAAAACAUCACAAAUGAUCAAUUAAAAGAAGCUGUUACUCCUUCAAUUAAACCAUUUGAAGUUAUUCAAAAUGCAAGUAAAGUAAUAGACCAUAUGAGUCAUAUUACACGAGAACAAGAUAUUUUAUUAAAGAAAGAAAAGUGGUAUAAAGAUAUUAAUAUAUAUCGUUUAAGUUUUGUCAUGGUGAUGAAUUUUUGUUAUUUCCUUUUUGAAUUAAUAAUAGGAUUAUAUUUAAAUUCUCUCAUUCUAACUGUUGAUUCUUUUAAUAUGUUAAGUGAUAUUCUUUCUCAAAUAAUUGGAUUAACUGCUACUAUUAUUAUGAAACAAAAUUUUAGUAGUAAAUUUACUUACGGCUUUACUCGAGCAGAGGUUACUGGGGCAUUUAUUAACAGUGUCUUUCAAAUAUCAAUUGGGUUGUUUAUGUCAAUUCAGUCUAUUGAAAGUUUCUUUGAAUUAGAAGAAGUAAAAGACCCAUUAUUUCUUCUUGCUGUGUCUGGAGGUGGAUUAGUUGUGAAUAUCAUUGGAAUGAUUAUUCUCCAUGAAUAUAGCUGUAUUAAGAAGGUAAAUAAAAAAAUAAAUUCAUCAAACAAAAAAGAAGAAGAGAAGUCAGAAAAAAGUGAAGUUGAGUUGAAACAAAUAAAAAUUCAAGAUGAACCUCAACAAGAAAUAACUCAAGUAGAAGACCCAUUUAGUGCAAUACGAACUCAUGGGACUAAAAGAAUGUUAGUAACACCAACACUACCAAAUGAAAAAGAAAUUAGUAUAGAACCACAAGACAUUGAAGAAAAUAAAAAUGUUUCAACUAAAAAGAAAAAUAUCAAUAUUAAAGGUGUUUUUAUUCAUGUUUUUGGAGACGCCCUAGGGAGUGUAGCAACAAUUUUCGUUGCUUUAUGUGUUUAUUUAAUAAAUGGACAUUGGAAAUAUUAUCUUGAUCCUAUUUCAAGUCUUAUAGUUUCAUUAGUAAUGAUGGUUUCUGGUAUGCCUUUAUUAUAUUCAUGUAUUCGAAUUGUUAUGCAAGUUGUUCCUAAACGAUUUGACUUAGAAAAGAUUAGAGAAACUAUUUUAGAACAUCCAGAUGUUGUUGGGGUUCAUGACCUUCAUAUAUGGCAAUUAAACAAUAAAAUUGGUGUUGCAACAUUAAAAGUUGAGUUAAAUGAAAAAGUUGCUUCACAAGGAAGUGUUAGUGAUGAUAUAAGAAAAAUAUUAAAUAAUAAUGAUAUUCCAUUAACGACUAUUGAAUGUAUAUGUCCAACUCCUAAAAGAACACCGUCAUCAAGAGAAUGUUUCUUUUGA